AUGUGUUUUAUUACAGGUUGCAUCACCACCAAGGAGCUCGGAACAGUGAUGCGUUCACUGGGACAGAACCCAACUGAAGCUGAGCUUCAGGACAUGAUAAACGAGGUCGAUGCUGAUGGCAAUGGCACGAUCGAUUUCCCCGAGUUCCUGAACCUCAUGGCCCGAAAGAUGAAGGACACUGACUCCGAGGAGGAGCUCAAGGAGGCCUUCAGGGUGUUCGACAAGGACCAGAACGGUUUCAUCUCUGCAGCUGAGCUCCGUCACGUGAUGACGAAUCUCGGGGAGAAGCUUACCGAUGAGGAGGUCGAUGAGAUGAUCCGUGAGGCUGAUGUGGACGGUGAUGGCCAGAUCAACUACGAGGAGUUUGUCAAAGUCAUGAUGGCCAAAAGGAGGGCAAGGAGAAGCGAGAGCAUGCAACACGAAAGGGUCAAGUUCAGAAAAAUCUGCUGGAAGGUCUGUGUAAUCCUCUGA
Linum trigynum is the source of this 471-nucleotide messenger RNA. Lineage: Eukaryota; Viridiplantae; Streptophyta; Magnoliopsida; Malpighiales; Linaceae. The record is from the annotation of a GenBank genome assembly.